Messenger RNA from Neolamprologus brichardi, 1455 nucleotides. Lineage: Eukaryota; Metazoa; Chordata; Actinopteri; Cichliformes; Cichlidae. The record is from RefSeq and is a predicted model, not a curated record.
AUGUCAGCUAACCCAUCCUUCUGCUCAAAUGAACUUGAAAUAGUUGAAGGGAGCAUUUUGGGAAACCACUACAAGGUAGAGGCUUUCCUCAGAGAAGGGGGCUUUGGUAUUGUAGCCAAAUGUCGUGAUACCAAAACUAACCGAGCUGUGGCUAUUAAAGUCAACAAGACCCGCCCUGAUAUUCUGCAACAUGCAAAACUGGAAAUUUUCAUUCUGGAGCAGCUGCGAAGGUUGGAUCCAGAUGCUGCCAACAUUGUUCAAUGGAAUGGCUUUUUCCACGACGGAGAGCGGGUUUGCCUAAAGUUUGAACUCCUUAAUCAAUGCCUGUGGGACUACAUACGGAACCGGAAAAACCAGGGUCUCCCCAUAAGCGAAGUCAGGCCAAUUUUAGGUCAACUCACAAAUGCUCUGUCCCACCUGGGUUCUGUGGGAAUAGUGCACGCUGACCUCAAACCUGGAAACAUCAUGGUUGUGAACUGCCAUGAGUCUCCCAUCAAAGUCAAACUUAUAGACUUUGGCCUCGCAUGUCCUGCGUCUGCAGUGAUGCCUGGUGACCGUGUGGGGACGGUUGGUUAUAGUGCACCUGAGGUUAUGCUUGGCCUUCCUUACAAUGAAGCAAAUGACAUGUGGUCUCUGGGGCUGGUAGCUGUGGAGCUUGGUACAGGCGUGCCACUCUACCCUGGAAAUGAAGACUAUGAUGUUUUGAAAUUCAUCAUAGAGACUCAGGGUCAGCCACCAGAUCAUGUUCAAGACUCUGGCGUGUACACUGAAGACUAUUUCAUUGAAGACAACGACAACCAACAGCGCUGGACAUUUAAGACUGACCAACAAUUUCAGUAUGAGACAGGAUAUGAGUCCCUGGAGACAAGAUACAUAAAACUGACGCGUCUCGAUGACCUCGAACAAGUAAUGAUGUUUAGACGAGGACCUGAAAAUGGCCAACGUUUGUUUGUCAGCUUAAUUAAACAGAUGUUGGCCUUGGAUGCACACCAGCGCAUAACACCCUCGGAGGUUCUCCGGCAUCCCUUUUUCAACCCUAAGAGUUCCCCUUGCAUUGACAUGAGUGCUGAAAGACCACAAAACCCUGUGGUCUUUCAGCACCCUUCAAACUUGAAAUGCAAGAGAUCACAGAAAAUCAACUGCAGUUUCCAAGACUCGGUUGAAUUUACUCAGCAAGUAUUCGUCCCCACGUCAGCUAACCCAUCCUUCAGCUCAGAUGAGCUCAAAAUAGUUAAAGGGAGCAUUUUGGGAAACCACUACAAAGUAGAGGCUUUCCUCGGAGAAGGGGGCUUUGGUAUUGUAGCCAAAUGCCGUAAUACCAAUACCAACCGAGCUGUGGCUGUUAAAGUUAAUAAGAACCGCACCGAUGUUCUGUACUCAUACCACCGCUCAGCCACCAUCGCUCUGGCAGAAAGGGAGCUAGAGCCAGAGCAGGGGAGAGGCGAGCUGGAAUAA